AUGGCUUCCCUGAAUAGGCAAAUCCUUGCUUGCUUGUUCUUGUCCUUGCGCUUUGUUUUUCUGACCUUUGGACCCUGGCUCGCCCAUCUUCUGAUCGCCGACCUUCUGCUGUCUUGUCUGCUUCCGUUCGCAUUCCUCUUCCCCACCUCCACCUACCACACGGCAUCUACCAUUGCAGAGGGAGUAUGGCGCGGUGUGCAGCGCAUUUGCGAGGAUUCAAAUGGCGCGCAUAUCAUCUUGGCUGGAGAUGAGCUGCCUGUUGGAGAAAGUGCAAUCCUUGUUGCAAACCAUGUCGAAUGGUCCGAUUUCUACCUUAUCCAAGCCUUGGCCAUUCGUACCGCCAUGUUGGGCCGCUGUCGGUGGUUUGCGAAGAACACGCUCAAAUGGGUUCCUGUUCUGGGCUGGGGUCUGAUGGUCAUGGGUAUGCCACUGGUCAGUCGCAAGUGGUCCGAGGAUAAGCAAGAGAUGGAACGUUUGUUCAGUGGUAUCAAAAAAGGCCGCUGGCCUAUCUGGCUUAUUUCUUUCAGCGAAGGGACACGUUACAGGCCCAAGAAGCAUGCAGAAGCUGUCCGUUGGUGUGAAGCCAACCAAAAAUCACUGCCUCAACACACUUUGCAUCCUCGCCCAAGAGGGUUUGUCGCUACUGUGCAGCAACUGCGCAAAACGUCUCAUGUGAAAGCCGUAUACGAUGUCACGAUCGCUUACGCCGAGGAUGACAAGUUCAUGUCUCCACCUUCUUUCUUCAAAACUGUGUUUCAGCCAAAUUUGUCGCAGAGAUAUCGAAUGUAUGCUCACGUUCACCGCUAUGAACUUAGCUCUCUGCCCGAAACGGAUAGUGAGAUCACCCACUGGCUGGAAGAGAGGUGGACAGAGAAAGGCGAGAGACUGGCAAAGCUCAAGAAGUCAUUAGACUAUGGAGAACCGUGGAAAGGCACAACGAGCAAGGCCUAG
Molecule: messenger RNA, 951 nt
Organism: Aureobasidium namibiae CBS 147.97
Lineage: Eukaryota; Fungi; Ascomycota; Dothideomycetes; Dothideales; Saccotheciaceae
Exons: 2
Coding region: 1-951 (316 amino acids)
Cellular component (GO): endomembrane system
Molecular function (GO): 1-acylglycerol-3-phosphate O-acyltransferase activity
Source: RefSeq, a predicted model, not a curated record